AUGAAAGAGCUACCGAAAUUAGUGAGAAUUGGGAGGAAAGGACGCAAGCAUGAACAGGAAUUCACUUAUGAGCACGUUCUCUUUUACUGCUCAAAAUGCUGUAAGAUUGGCCACAAUGACAUUGAUUGCCAUGUUGGUAAAUCUGCACCAAAAAAAGAUGUUGAGAUGACAGUUUUGGAUCCGGUAACCAAGAAGAGGGGUAUCAAGCUCAACACUCAGAGACCUGUUGUAAAAGAUUCCGUUGAACCCCCUAUGGAAACCCUAAUUGAACCCCCUGCGGUAACCCUACUAGUGCGCACGGUGGAAGCUGUGGAUGGGGGCUCAACUUCAGGGUUAACGAUGCAAGAGAAAAAGUAUACUGUUGUUAAUAUUCUAGAUAGUCCUCCUUUGAUACAAGUUAUAGAAACACUGGAUGAAAUUCCUCAACGAGAAACUCAAUCGGUAGCCGUCUCACAGUCGAAUGCAUUUGAGAUUCUCCAAAGCAUUGAUGAAUCUGGAGAUGCUGAGGAACUUGUGCAUAGUAAAGCUCAGUCUUUGGAAGUCAAAGACAAAGAAAUUGAGAAAGCGAAUACUGGUGGAAAUAGGGAAAGGCAAUUGGCUCUUUCUAGCAAUGGUGAUGGGCUUACUUGGGGUAAUGAGAAUCAGUUGAACACUCUAUACAAGCCUGAUGAUUCUUAUGUGUCUGAGCAGAAGGAUACUGAUGAUGAGGAUUACUCCAAUCAGGAUGGUAGUUGGUCAGAGGGAGAUAAAGAAACGGCUGUAUUGGUUGAAAAUGUGCAAGGGAAGUUUUCGGCUAAAAAUCAGUUAGAAGUCGGAGAUCAAUUGAUGCACUUUGAGGUUACGUAUGUUCCAUUACAAAAGGAGUUUCUUCUCAUGGCGGUGUAUGCUAGGUCGAACAAAGUGGAUAGAAGGCCCUUGUGGGCGAAUCUGGGGCUCUUUCGGGACCUGAAUCCAUUAAAACCUUGGAUUGUUGACAGGGAUUUUAAUGUUAUACGCUCAUUGGAAGAAUACUCUGGGAAUUCCGUACAAGAUUAUGAAGCCAUUGAUGAAUUCAAUUGCAAUAUUGAGGAGUGUAAUCUUCACAAAAUUCCUUCAGUUGGGGAUGAGUUCACUUGGGGUGGUACGAGGAGUACGGGAUGGGUUAGCAAGAAGUUGGACAUAAUUCUUUUCUCUCGAGAAUGGAUGGAUAUGUUUUCAAAAACAUCAUUAAAACUUUUGAGCCGUACAACGUCGGAUCAUAGUCCAUUGCUUCUCCAAUUUGAUGUUCAACUUGAAACUAGGCCGAGAGUUUUUAGGUUUCAAAAUACGUGGCUUCGCCGGAAUGAUUUGAUGGAUUUGGUGGGAACGAGUUGGGAGCAGCCGGUUUCUGGUCUUGGCAUGGGAGAAACAAGGUCCUUAAAGGAAUUAAAUAGGUUUUUUGAGAACUAUGAGAUUGCUUUGGGUCAAAGAAUCAAUCGGAGUAAAAUUUUUUUCUUGGUAGCUGAAUCUGGUAGUGCAUUUCGGGUGGAGGCCAUCAAGAGAAUUAUGCUAAUGCCUAAGGGAGCUUUCACAUUCAUGUAUUUGGGCUGUAAUCUAUACUAUGGGAGAAGCAAGGCAUCACAUUUUCAAUUCCUUUUAGACGCUUUGGAAUCCAAGAUUGCUGGAUGGAAGAAUAAGCUAUUGAGUUCAGUUGAAGGGCUUGUUCUUCUGCGACAUGGAACCCUGUCACCAAGGGUGGCUCAUUCUUUGCUUUGCCAUGAUGAAACCCUAACAGAAGAGAAAGAUAUACUUGUAUGGCAGUGUUCUGGAAUUUUUUCCAUUAAAACAGAAUAUCAUCAGCUACGGAGGAGGGGCUUUGAUGAUAACAUAUCCAAGAAUUAUAGGCACAAGUUGGUUCCUUUGAGGAUCUCUUUUUUUGUAUGGAAGUUACGCAACCUUUUAGUUCCUUUUCCGGAAAUCUUGAGCAUAUUUGGAAUACAGGUGGUUGAGGCAAUCACUGUGGCUAUGCGGAAUGUCCUAACGCAUGAUUUGAGGGCCAAUGGAGGAAUUGAGGAGAUUUUGUCUUUGCUGAGAGUGGUUACACGGGUGGUGGAGAUAGUUUUGGGGCGGAGGCGUAUCGCCAAAAUCAAGGACGACGCAUCAUUGCAAGUGUUGCAUUUCCUCCCAAAUUCGACAUAUAUUGAUUUGUAUGUAGAUUUGGAGGUGGCGGGUACUUCUAGGUCCCAUUUGGAAGUAGGGACAAGUAGUGGUAGGCCGAAUGUGGAGAAUGUCGAUUACAUGGAAGAUGAUGAUGUGGGUGGACCAUUUAUGGCGGAUAGCGAUCACAUGGAAUAUAAUCACGGUAAAGAUGAUAAGGAUUACACAUCGAUAAGUGAUCAAAGCGAUGAAAACCAAUCAAUAUCCGAAGGAAGUCGGGAGAGUGAUGAAGAGGUCGAAGACAAAUUCGCCACAAAGGACAGGCACAUAUAUCGUUCACAGGGUACAUUGGAUCAUACAAAAAUGGACAAGGAUGAAUUUCAACUUACCAUGUGGGACGGAACAACCGCAAAAAUUGGGAUAGGGACUUGUUUCAAGAAUAAGAAAGAAGCAAAAAAUGGUAUUGCAGCGUGGAACAUAGAGCAAAAGAGAGAGUUUUAUGUGAAGGAAAGUGAUGGUUCAACAUGGUAUAUUUGGUGGAAAUCCCUAAAAGAGUCAACCCCUAAGGGUUAUGUUCCUUGCCGUUGGAAGGUACGUGCCUCCUUGAGAGACCACGGUUUGUGGGAGAUUGUGAAAUGGGUGCCCGAGCACAAUUGUAUGAAUUUCACCGAGGAAAAUAAUAAUCGGAAUGUGAGCGCAACGCUUAUUGCGCAUCUCAUAAGGCAUAAGGUUGAGUUGGACCCAGAUUAUGAAGUGAAGCUCGUUCAGGAAGAAGUGAAAGACCGUAUGCAUGUCGAUGUUCCUUACCACAGGGCAUGGGAGGGAAGGAGAAAAGCUAUCGAUCUUGUUUACGGCGACUGGAUUUUCAAUUUUGACAUACUUCCAAGGAAAGAGCUGCGUGAUUUUAGCAAUGAUGCUUAUUUGUAUCUCGAGGAGAUUGAUGCUUGUCAGUGGACUCUUGCCAAAGACAAACACUAUCGUUGGGACUUCAAGAAAAAAGAUAAGAAAGCCGUGCAAUGCAAAAUCAACCGUUAUGGUGCUAUUAAUGGCAAGUUCAAGGUGAAAAGUAAAGCCCGACUUGGUGGCAAAGGAGACAACACAUACACUGUGAAAUAUGAAGAGAAGAAGUGUUCUUGCAAGAAGUGGCAAGAGUAUAGGUUCCCUUGUACACAUGUACUAGCUGUGUGUCAGAAGAUAAAAGAUCAACCAAUCAAUACGGUGAAUCCAUAUUUCAGGGUUGUUGCUUGGCAAGACCAAUUCAGUGGGCGCGAUGACUUUUCCCCGGCCCCUGAUAUGAGAAGAUGGCCUAAGGUUGGAUGGAGACUCGUUCCUAACUAUGAGCGAGUUAUUAUGCAUGCUGGACCCGGUCGUUGGCAAAAAAAGAGAUUUAAAAUGCAAAUGGAUUAUAGGGGACGCAAAUCGAGGGGUGAAUGUUUGAGAUGUAGCUCAAGGAAUCAUUUCACCAAUGUGUCCCCAAAAUCACACAAGAAAUCCGAUAGGAAAAGGUCAAGAUCAAUUGGGACGCCGAUGAAUAUGGAACAUGAUAUUGAUAGUAAUGUUAUUGAUAGUAUUGGUUUGAAAGUGGAUGGUAAGCCUGUGGAGGGGAUGACACCUGAGAAUUCUAUGGCACAGUGGAUGGCGAUGUGCUUUAGAUUGUUGGGAAUUACACCCGUUAGUGACAUGUUUGAUGGGAAUAAGAUUUAUGCAGAGUGUUUAAUCAACGAGUGUCUACGUCCGAUCCCAGAAAAUGCUCCAAGAGAGGCCUAUAUACAGAGGGCCCAUGCAUUACUUUUACUACUGAUUGGAGGUUUCUUGAUUCCUGACAAUACGGAAAACAGAAUACCGCUUUGGAUCCUGACAAUACUCAAGGAUUUGGAUGUCUGUGCUACCUACAGUUGGGGGUCAGCUGUGUUAGCGAAGUUGUACUUUGCUUUGUGUCAAGCUUCCCCGCCUGGGAAAAGAGAUAUUACCAGAUGUUAUAUGCUGAUCCAGUUAUGGGUUUGGGAGCAUAUCCCAAGACUUCAACCGAAGAGGAAGGUUAAAGAUGAGAGUUACUUGGUGCCGGAUGCACCACUAGGCAAUAAGUGGAAAUGCCCAAAAUCCAAAGUGAACAUCGCCGCUCAUUAUGUUGCUGGCAUCAGGGAUCAGUUAUCUAGCCUAAGGGAUGGGGAUUUUCUAUGGACUCCAUACACUCCCUUCAUCGACGAUCUCCCUGAUUUCUGUAAAGAGGGGGUUCAUUUCUACCUCUGUAGGACGUGGAUCUUUUGUUGGGCCAUCAGAGAACCAUACAAGCCCAAUCGGGUCCUUCGUCAAUUUCAAGGUGUGCAAACUGUGCCAGAGUACCCGUUAAUCAAUGACAUUGAUCACUGGAAUGCGAUACACCACGGAUGCCUUGGGACUGGAAAGGCAUAUGAUGAUUGGGUGCAAAAAACACCGGGUGCCCUGACUUUGGGCCCACGUGAUAUGAGCACUCAGCCCGAUACUCAAGUUCUUCAGAAAAGACCCCCAAAGUCAAGUCAAAAUGUGGUGCUCACGCUGAAAACAACAUCGAAGCCUACUGGAGGUGGAAGGAGGAAGCGACCGGGAAUUUCAGAUCGAACAAUCAUAGUUCAUCCCAAUCCAACUCCGAUACAAGAAGAUGAUGAAGAUAAUGAAGGCAACAAAAGCGAUGAGGAUUACUACAUUAGGGGCGAAGAAGAAGAAGAAGAAGAAGAAGAAGAAGAAGAAGAGUCCUCUCCACCUCGUGUUUCUUCCCAAAAGAAAAAGAAAACGGUCGAGGUUCGCAAGAGUGAUAGGGUUAGUAAACCGGCCAAGAAGUAUACUCCCGGCGACGGGGCUAUAAGGAAGAAAAGGUCGUCAAAGUAA
This is a messenger RNA of Oldenlandia corymbosa var. corymbosa, 4980 nucleotides long. The record is from the annotation of a GenBank genome assembly. NCBI's taxonomy places the organism in Eukaryota, Viridiplantae, Streptophyta, Magnoliopsida, Gentianales, Rubiaceae.